This is a messenger RNA of Eremothecium sinecaudum, 1152 nucleotides long. Its product is annotated as DNA-binding domain-containing protein. The transcript has a single exon. NCBI's taxonomy places the organism in Eukaryota, Fungi, Ascomycota, Saccharomycetes, Saccharomycetales, Saccharomycetaceae. The record is from RefSeq and is a predicted model, not a curated record. Bases 1 to 1152 code for a protein of 383 amino acids.
AUGACAGAGACUAGCGACAGAUCAACACACAUGGAGCCUUUAAGCAAAGCUCAGUCAAUGGAAGUUGAAGCUCGUGAUAUAUUGACAGCUAAUAGUUCGAUAGAGACUGGUGUGUCUAGUCAGACGACACCAACACAAGCUGAGUACGUGAAACCGCCGAGGGCCACUUUGGAGCAACGGAUUAAAAUACUCAAUGUUUAUCAUCGGACGAAGAUGACGCAGGCCCAGGUUGUGAACCUAUUUAAAGAUCAGAUUUCAAUAUCUGGGUCUACAUUUAGUGAGUGGGUGAAGCGUGAGCAAGAACUACGGGAGCGGUAUGCUGAUUUGCAGGCGCGCCAGGUUGCUAAGGCCCGUGAAGGGAAGAAUAAGAGCAGCUACAAGUAUAAAAGGAUGAAUGAUAUAAUGGAUCGGUACUUGCUGGCGCUACAAGCGCAAAACCAGCCUAUCACGGAGAAUAUUCUGAGACAACAUUGGCAGAAAUAUGCCAAGUCUCUCGGUAUAGCGGACCCUAAGCGGCUGAAAUCAUUUAGUAACGGCUGGCUGUCACAAUUCAAGAAGCGGCAUGGACUAAAGCUAAAGCGGAAAAACUCGAAGACCUCUAUGGAACAUACCUCUGGGGAUUCGAGCGGAAGUGGUACAUUGCGUGGUGUUUCGCCUUCUAGUGCCAUCAGUUUUCCUGCACAUGAGUUCGACAUGCUUGGCCACAAUCCCUCAUUCCUAGAAAUCGAUCAACAGAUCACAACAGAAGGGCAAAAUUUGCCAAGGCGACCUGCGUCUCUGCAUCUAAACUUGCUGCAGUCUUGUAAGCCACCAGCUGGAAUGGUGGCACAACGCAGUGAUCAAACGCCUCUUGCUGGCUACUCAUCCUCCAAACAUUCGGAGUCAUCCACCUACUCAUUCAAUCCUCAGAAAGGGCCGCAACGGGAUAUAAGGAGUACGAUUUGUGAAGCGUCUCUCACAAGCUCUGCGAGCCUACUAAAUGAAUUGGAAUUUGAGAGAUUUCUAAAUAAAUAUGCUCACGAAUUUCUUGCGUGUAACAGCGAGAAAUAUCCGAGAUCCUUCGCAUUGUUUCAGCAUCUGACCCAACUCUUCCAACACGAGCGAGAUAUGAAUACCGAUGAAAGAUUGAAAAGUCUCUUUAUAAACAGCUAA